GUCGAGUGAAGUAAAAAGUGAAGAGUGAGGAAGAAAACAGGGCCGUCUGCACCUCCAGAGCCUCAGGACGUAAUCUUUCUGUUGUUCCUGCUGUGAAAGGACUUUAACAGAGCUAAAGAAAUGAAUCGACUCGAAGAAGUGGAGUUGGAAAAAAGCGUGAGGCGACUGAGAGAGACGUUUCAUGGAAACAUUCCAAUCGACAAGGCGACUUUACUCAUGCACCGUUACGGGAAAGAUUAUCGGAUGGUAACGAAGGUGCUUAUACUGAUGAAAGAUCAAGACCUGGACGAUGAUGACAGAUGGUCUCUAAAAAACGAUCCUGUUGUAAAGAAUGUGGUCGAGAAACUGCAGAAUGAGGAAAGAGAUAAGGAGACAAGAAACGACAAACAAGCAGGAGCCAGUAAUGAUCCUCAGAGCACUAAGCAACCUAAAGCAAACAAAGUGCCUCAGGAGGACAAAGACAUACAGGAACUCGGGCAGAAACUUCGGGUCCUACCUCUAACAGAGAAGAAUAAGCGCAUGUUCGAUCUUGCGCAGCAGAACCAAAUGCCCUCCACUGAUCACCAGUUCGCUUGCACGUCGUGUGACAAGAGCUGGUGGAGACGAGUCCCUGUGAGAAAGAGGGUGUCUCGCUGUCCCAAGUGCAAACGGAAAUACGACCCUGUUCCACCUAACAAAAUGUGGGGCAUCGCAGAGUUCUUGUGCCAUAACUGUACUCGAUCUUUCAAGGGGUUCGGUCGAAUGGAUCUGGGAUCUCCGUGUUAUAACUGCCGCUUCAUUGUUAUGCCAACGCGCAUCCUUCCUCCACGCAAAAACCUUAUGAACCAUGGGCUGAGGAGAAGACACCAGCACAGCUGCCUGGCAGAGGACUGCUAUAACAGACAGGAGCCUCAUGUCUGUGGUACAGAGUGUGUGCACCCAGUCAGCAGGGCGAAGAAUGGUAAACCGCAAGUGGUGAACCCCAGCCAUCCCCACAUCAGCAGUGGCUCCACAGUGAACACGUGUCUGAGUCAGGGCAGCCUGAUAGACGAUUUGUUCGACAUCCUCAUGGAGGACAUCCGCGAGGAGGACGAGAGCGAUAACGACGACUCGGGCAGCAGCACCAGCAGCUGAAGGAAAUGCCAGAGUGUGCUCACAGCUCAGAAGUUUGGCCCUCAAGCAAGCACUGGCCCAAAGACGUCUUGAUUGUUGUAAAAUUCAUAUAAUGUGAAAUUUGACACCUAGAAGAAGACAGAGCUUUGUUUCAGAGAAGCAACGACUUCUCAAGCAUUUUCAGGAAUUUUAAAGAUAUUUUGAGCUUUUUUCUGGUGGAUGGUUUGUAAAAGUGAUAUAAACUUAAGGGAAUGUCUUCAUUCAGAUCUGUACAUUUAUAAACUUGCUUGAUUGACACCUACAGUACUGUGCAAAGGUCUUGCACAUGCAAGGAAAUGCUGUGGAACAAAGAUGCCUUCAAAAAUAAUAAAAUUAAUGUUUAUACAUUUUUAAAAUGCUAUAAAGAGCAGUAAACAGUAAUAAAUUUAAAAAAAAUUAAACAAAGUCGAUAUUUGAUGUGAUGACUCUACUUUAGAAAAAUAGUCUCAGGUCCGAUGAGUGCAGUUUUAUAAGGAAAUGAGCUGUAGGUUUUACUGAGCAUCGUGCAGAACCAGACACAGUUCUUCUGGACACUUUGUCGCACUUUCGUCUUGAUUUUAUAGCAAAAUUCAGCGGCCUUAAUUUUUUUUUUUUUGAAAAGUAAAAGUGCUCUCUUAGGUAACAUGCAGCUUUCUUUACUGACAUCCAAACACUUUUCUAAAAAAAAAAAAAACUUUAAAAAAUACUUUUAAAAAAGGGGCGCCUAAGAAUUUUGCACAGUACUGCGUGUAAUCAUUUUUUUUUUAUUUGGUUGGUUGUUUGUUGUUUUUUUUUGCUUAACAGCAUAAUUGAUGUGUUGUAUGUCAGCAAAUAUUAUUUAUUUCCCGAGACAAUUGUCAAUCAAUAAUCCAUGUGCUUAGACAGUUAAGUUGAAGAAAUAUCAGCAAGUGUGUGUUGUGUGUUGCCUUGCCACAAAGCAGUGCACUUAAUCAUUGCUAACAAAAUCCAUAUAGUGAAAUAACCUUCAAACCAUUGUCCAGAAGUUAAUUAAGUCAUAAGUAGAUGUUGAAGCUGAUGACUUCGGUAUGUGCAGCCAGUGAAAAAUAUGCAAUCUCUUCUCUUCUUUUAAUUACUUACCAUUUACCGGUCUAUCUUCAGCCACUUCCUGCUCUUAUAUGUUAUUGAGCUCUCAAAGUCUGACUACGAAGCUGGUUUCAGCAUACACUUAUUAUCACACUGUUUAGAAAUGCUUUACCAGGAUUAUACAUAUGCAUCAGAGAUUUUAAACAUUUCAUACGAUUGAAGAGCCAUUUCUACAUUUUAUGAAGACCACAAUCAUUAUUCUGUUUUUUUUUUUACAAAAGUAUGAAGCAGAAAAAAAAUAUAUUGCUCGAGUUCACAUAUUGGAAAUUGAUUUGUACUACAAAUCUACUGUACUCUGGAACAGCUUUUCUUUUUUUUAUUGCUUUUAAUUUAAAACCCACACAAUUAACAGUUAUUCCAAGAAAUCGAGUCGUACAUGAGCUGAUAGCUGAUGAGGUGCAUAGCACUGAGUUGGCUAUAAGUCAUGUACGACGAGAUUGAGUGGAAUAACUGCUUUAUUCUAUCCACAUUCACUGGAUUUUGAGAAACAGAGCAUUUUUAUUUUUGCAAAUUUGAUAAAUAAAAACUUUUAUAUAAAACAUCCAACAAAAUCAUUUCCACUUAGAAUGUAAACACACCGGAGAAAUGACAGGAGCAAUUUGUGAAAAAUGCAAUAAUAAUAAUGUAUUUUGGGGAGGGUUUUUUUCUUCUUUAGGGUUUUUUCGGCGGUUGGCAAACCAACUUAAAGGUGCAUUACGGCCACCGACUGGGCUGGAGUGUGGAACAGGAGACAUUUGGGGGGGACACUAUUAUUUUAGCCAUUUCUGUUUCUUUUAAAUACUUGAUAAUUUUUGUUUUUUUCCAAGUAGAGUUUUUAUUUCGUCUUUGGUUGGUUCAGCAAUGCGCUCCGCCAUUUUGUUUUCUCUACUCACGGUAUAUGAGCUGAUAGCCUAGUAGUAGAGUAGCCAAUCAGAGCAUAUGAUUGCUCAUAUCCAGUGAAUGUGGAUAGAAUAAUAUACAAUAUCGUGCUGUCUGUCCUGGCUCCCCGUUGGUGGAAUGACCUUCCCAUUGAGGUCAGAACUGCCGUCUCCCUGGCCACCUUCAAGCAGAGACUGAAGGCCCACCUCUUCAGGCUGCACCUCUCCUCUGCUUCCCUGUCAAUUGUGUAAUCGCAUAACGGUCUUGACCAACUCAGGCUGUGCACCUUCUAGCUUGGUCAUGAUGACUUGGAGUUUGAUUUUUCUCUGUUUAGUUGUACUUUGUCAGCUCAUUUGUUUGGUUAAAUUGGUUUGUUUUCCUUGGCUGUUUGAGGGUUGUUGUUGUUACUUCAACAGAGUAUUACACUGUGUUAUUCUGUCACACGUUCAGUUAGCAUUAGAACCUUCUUAUCUAGAAGUUCAGCACUUCUUGUACCUGAAUUUUGCAUUUCUUGUACAUCGCUCUGGAUAAGAGGCUCUGCUAAAUGCCUGUAAUGUAACGUAAUGUAAUAUAAAGUAAUACAAGCUGAUGCACAACAAA
Molecule: messenger RNA, 3672 nt
Organism: Neoarius graeffei (lesser salmon catfish)
Lineage: Eukaryota; Metazoa; Chordata; Actinopteri; Siluriformes; Ariidae
Gene: shfl
Product: shiftless antiviral inhibitor of ribosomal frameshifting
Exons: 10
Coding region: 121-1113 (330 amino acids)
Biological process (GO): viral translational frameshifting; innate immune response
Molecular function (GO): sequence-specific mRNA binding; ribosome binding
Source: RefSeq, a predicted model, not a curated record